UUCUAUUUCAUUUUCUAAGUUUAAGAUAUUUUAAAUAUAACAUUUCAAGAAGAAGAAAAAAUACUCCCUCGAUUCUUCCCAAAAAAAGUGUCUGUUUCUCAUAUUUUACGGGAAAAGAUGGUUGAUACAGAGGUGUCCGAUAAUAUUGUUGAAGUUCCACGUCCUGUUGUUAGGAGGUUUCAAGCUAGGCCUCAACGUGAAGGUGUUGGUGCUGUUGUACGAAGAAGCAUUGGCCGGUUUGAGCUCAAGUACUUUGAUCCUUUCCUAUUUUUGGAUGAAUUCUCAGUUUCUGCUCCUGGUGGAUUUCCUGAUCAUCCACACAGAGGAUUUGAGACAGUAACCUACAUGCUACAGGGAGCUAUUACACAUGAAGAUUUUGCUGGACAUAAAGGAACUAUAAAUGCUGGUGACUUGCAAUGGAUGACCGCUGGAAGAGGGAUAGUUCACUCGGAAAUGCCCGCAACACAAGGUGUUCAAAAGGGUUUGCAACUUUGGAUCAACCUAUCUUCUAAACACAAAAUGGUUGAGCCGAGAUAUCAAGAAGUACAAAGUAAGGAUGUAGUAGAAGCCGAGAAAAAUGGGGUCAAAGUUCGAGUAAUAGCAGGAGAAGCCCUUGGUAAAAAGUCACCAGUUUAUACAAGAACACCAACUUUAUACUUAGAUUUUACUUUAAAGCAAGGAGCAAAUCUUCAACAACCAAUUCCAAAAUCAUGGAAUGCAUUUGUUUAUGUCUUAGAAGGUGAGGGCAUUUUUGGAAACUCAAGAUCAUCACCUGUAACGGCCCACCAUCUUCUUCUUCUUGGGCCUGGUGAUGGGCUAGUAGCUUGGAACAAGUCCACUAAACCUCUUAGGUUUAUUUUAGUGGGUGGUGAGCCAUUGGGUGAACCAUUGGUCCAACUGGGGCCUUUUGUCAUGAACACACAAGAAGAGAUUGAUCAAACUCUUGAAGAUUUUGAUAAUUGUGUUAAUGGAUUUGAGAGAGUGAAGUUUUGGAAGUCCGAAGCAAUGAUUGACUGAUAAAAUUUAUGCACUUGCUAUAUAUCCCUAUUUACUUACCUCGUCUCAAUGUGCACGGGAGCUGGCAUGGGAAAAAAGAAGAUUGAAAAAAAAACCAGCAGAUAAAUGUGAGGCCUAAUCCACGAGAAAAAGUUAAAGAAAAAAGCUUUUUUUGAAAAGAAUAUGGGGUAAGAAAAUCGAGACACAUAACCUUAAAAGGAAAAUGAGAAAAGUAAAAAGAUACGGUAUUAAGGUUCACUUUCUUCUUUAUUAUGGUAGCAAACCAUUUAAUUUGACACAUAAAUUAGAUCGAAAAUAAGAGAUUUAGUUAGAGAUAUCGUUACACUCUCUUACUCUUUUUCUUUUAUAAGUAGACAUCGAUUACGAGCAGUGAAAAGUAUUAUUGAAUUCUUUCUGGUUUUGACAUUAAAAAACGCAAAAUAGAAAAAUGUUAGUGUUUAUUCAGCUUGUUAGAACAUCAAAUUUAUAAUUGUGUAAUAGUGUUUCUACUAUGUAAUUUAAUGUAUUUCCCUUUAAAAUUGUAUCCUUUGUAAUUGUUUUCCCAAAAUUGGCAGCCAAUAAUACAAUAAUUAAGAAAGCAUUACAAGUGGAACUA
Messenger RNA from Chenopodium quinoa (quinoa), 1612 nucleotides. Its product is annotated as pirin-like protein. The transcript is spliced from 6 exons. The coding region runs from base 118 to 1017 and encodes 299 amino acids. Lineage: Eukaryota; Viridiplantae; Streptophyta; Magnoliopsida; Caryophyllales; Amaranthaceae. The record is from RefSeq and is a predicted model, not a curated record.